Saccostrea cuccullata (small rock oyster) is the source of this 2705-nucleotide messenger RNA. Its product is annotated as inverted formin-2-like. Gene Ontology annotation, biological process: actin cytoskeleton organization. Gene Ontology annotation, molecular function: small GTPase binding; actin binding. Lineage: Eukaryota; Metazoa; Mollusca; Bivalvia; Ostreida; Ostreidae. The record is from RefSeq and is a predicted model, not a curated record.
AUCAUUUAUGUAAUAUUAAGUUGUUACAAGGAAUCUAUUUUUUUUUAUGUUUAAGUUCAGGCACACAAAAGUUAUUUCACUGACAAAAGCGAAACCAGUUCCAGUCUAGCGUGACAUGGAUAAGUAAAAUGGAUGAUAAAAGGAAAACAUUAGAUGAUAAAUCAUCGCCAUCGUCUUUGUCGUCGUCAUCGUCUGAGGAGGAAAAUGUACAAGAAGAAUCCCGAAACGAGAAAUUCCGAAAAGUGGUGAAAAAGGUAAUCUGUCAGAUACGUAAACGUUUUGAUCAGCUCGACCCUGAGGUAUGUGUAAAUUUUCUGAGGGAUCCAUCGCUAACAGCUUUGUCUGCUCUUAAAAACAGAAUAAAGAAAUUGGAUAAAAAUUGGACGGAAGAAUUUCUGAAUUCAGGCGGACUGGAUGCCUUGUUGGAUGUCAUCGACGUUAUCGGAAACCGGAGAGUUACAAAAUUUGCAGAAGCUGUACGGCUUUUGGAAUGUGUUGUUUGUGUUAUGAAAUUGGUCAAUUCUAAGCAGGGGUUAUCUUUCUUUGUCCAGAAUGGAAACUACACGAAGAAGCUUGUCAAAGCAUUGGACACUAGCCAUGCUAUGGUUAAAAAGCAAGUAUUUGAGCUACUUUCAGCAUUGUGUAUAUAUUCAAUAGAAGGAUACAAUAUAGCAAUGAAUGCCCUGGACAGCUAUAAGAUAAUGAAAAAGCAAAGAUACCGAUUUAGUGUGGUCGUAAAUGAAUUGAAAAAGGAAGACUUUGUUCCUUACAAAACCACAUUGAUGGCUUUUGUCAAUUGUGUCAUUGUGGCUAAUAAAAAAUUGGAGGAUAGAGUGAGCAUCCGCAAUGAAUUUAUUGGCUUAAACCUUCUCGAUGUUAUCAAUGAUUUGCGAAACGAAGACAACGAGAAAACGAUCAUUCAAUGUGAUGUUUUUGACGACGAGAAGGCCUCAGAUGACGAAGCAAUGGCGGCUUUGAAUCCAGCUGGAAUUGACAUAAACAAUAUCAAAGAGGUGUUCAAUGUUCUCUGUGAUAAGAAACAUUUCAUUAUGAAAAUGCAUGUAAGUGACAACCGCUGGACACUGAUUGAAAAAUCAGUUAAGAAAGCUUUUGUGAUGGAUUCAAUGCUUGGCAAUAAAUGUGUUCUAUGUGGAAAAAACAUUUCACAAACAGAAAAUUCGGCGCCACCUCCUCCUCAUUCACCACCCGCACCACCUCCGCCAGCACCACCUCCACCACCACCACCGCCAGGAUUAGGGCCUCCACCACCACCCCCUCCACCAGGUUUAUCACCGCCACCUCCACCACCACCGCCAGGAUUUGGCCACCCCCACACUGGACCUCCACCACCCACCUCCUAGGUGUGGUAGUGGCCUCCUUCACUUUCAGCUACAAACUCCCAAGGAUCCUGCACUGUGUGUACUCACACUCCAAAACGCAAAUUGAAAACAAUCAACUGGACAAAGAUACCAGCUCGUAGUAUUUCAUCUAAAGGGAAUGUUUGGAAGCAAGUUAUGAAAAUGGAAGAUAAAGUACCUGUAAAGCAUGAAACCUUGGAACAGGAAUUCUGCAGGAAGCAGAUCCAAAAAACGAAAGAAAAGAAAAUUAAACUUCCAAAAGAGAUACUGCUUCUUGAUGGAAAACGAAGUAUGAAUGUAAACAUCUUUCUGAAGCAGUUUAAGUGUAGCCACACAGAAAUUGUAUCAAUGAUAAAGACAGGUGAUGUAGAUGUCAUCGGCAAAGAGCGUCUACUAGGUUUACAGAAAAUACUUCCAAAGGAGGAAGAGGUUAGUAUGCUUGAAGAAUUCGAGGGAGAUAAAGAGAAACUUGGGAAUGCAGAGAAAUUCUAUUUAAAACUCAUCAAGUUGCAAGCCUACAGAAUUCGUAUAGACGGACUUGUUCUAAAGGGCGAUUUCGGAGACACAAUGGAUAAUCUUUUACCAAAUAUCAGUGCUGUGAUUAAAACAUGCAAAUGUCUUCUGGAAAAUGAUUCUCUCAAAGUGUUUCUACGCUAUGUUCUACAUACUGGAAAUUUCAUGAAUGCAGGUGGGUAUGCAGGCAACGCGAUGGGUUUCCGGAUAAAUUCCUUAAAUAAAUUGAUGGAUACAAGAUCCAAAAAGCCCAGGGUAACUCUUUUGCACUAUCUCGUUGAAGAGGCCGAAAAAGAAGACAAGGAAGCUCUAGCUUUUGUUGAGGAGAUAACUCCAAGUUUGGCCAUUGCCUCAAAUUUGACUGUGGACUCUUUGGCAGCAGAGGUUAAAGAAGUAAAAGAUAAGGUUAACGGUCUGAAAAAAGGCCUGAAAAAGAGUCCCAGUGACGUCAAUAAUCAACUUAAAACAUUUGUACAGGCAAGCAAAAAGGAAAUGACUUCAUUAGAUGAGAGUUUAGAGAAAAUAACAGAACUGACACAGCAAAUUGUUUGUUACUUCUGUGAAAAAGAGAAAAGUUUUAAAUUAGAUGAGUGCAUUCACGACAUGAAUACGUUCUGUGAUAAUAUUAAACGAUGUCAAAAGGAGAAUUUACAGAGAAAACACAAAGAAGAAAUGGCAGAGCGCAGGAAAAAGCAGGAACAGGAAAUGACAAAGAAACAUGCUGAGCAUACUUCAGCAAAGAAAGAAUCAAUUGAAGAAGAUUGUAUUAUAGAUCGAUUACUGAAGGAUAUUCGGAAAGGACACAAGCUACGAACCACGAGACAACAGACAUAG